This is a messenger RNA of Fundulus heteroclitus (mummichog), 2435 nucleotides long. Its product is annotated as ceramide kinase family protein. The coding region runs from base 250 to 2019 and encodes 589 amino acids. Gene Ontology annotation, molecular function: kinase activity. NCBI's taxonomy places the organism in Eukaryota, Metazoa, Chordata, Actinopteri, Cyprinodontiformes, Fundulidae. The transcript has 13 exons. The record is from RefSeq and is a predicted model, not a curated record.
AGGAUAUUUUUGACGCUCGGGCGGCAGCGACAACAUUGUUACGCGAAUGUCGUUUCAUCCGUGGAGCAAGAUGAGGACUUUUCCCACCCAGACCUGUGACGCCAGAGAAAACAAGUCGUCGUUUGGAUCGCUGAUUGUCGUCGUCUGAAAUCCAGAUCACUGGCACCGCCGACCUUUUGUACCGCUGAUGUGAAAGUUAUGGAUGUAAACGGCGGUCGGGAAAGGGACCUUUGGAGACAUUUCGGGUGAAUGAAAGCGCAGAUGGAGACCGACCUGAGACUGGAGUCAAGUUUGUGGGUCGGGAAUAAGAGAUACCUGGCUGUCCUGACAGGCUGGCAUCUCAAAUGGACCGAGGCGGAAAAGAAGAACCCCGAUAAGCAAACAGUUUCAGUUCCCGUGGCCGAGGUGGUGGGAGUGGAGGAGGGCCGGGUGGAGAUCCUGCCUCACAAGUCUGUGGAAGACACAGACAGAGACUUCACAGUUUUCUAUGUGAAGCGUAGCAGCAGCAGGGCAUCCGCUGGGCUGCUGUGGAGACUGGGCCGGACCCAGUUUACCUGUCCCAGUCGGGUCCUCCGAGACCAGUGGAUUAAAAACCUAAGGACAGCCGUCAAAACACACAGCCCCCUGCGUCCACACAGGCUGUUGGUGUUCAUCAACCCGUUUGGAGGAAAGAAAAAAGGAAGGCAGAUCUACCACUCACUGGUUGCCCCUUUGUUUGAGCUGGCUGGUAUCAGCUCUCAUGUAAUAGUGACUGAACGGGCCAACCAGGCCAGGGAUCACCUCCUUAAGAAAGACCUGACAGGCUUUGAUGGUGUGGUGUGUGUGGGCGGCGACGGCAUGUUCAGUGAAAUACUUCACGGUGUGAUUGGGAGGACGCAGCAAGAGGCGGGCCUUUGUGAGAACGAUCCUGCGGUCACUCUGCAACAAUGUCCGCUCCACAUUGGCAUCAUCCCCGCAGGCUCCACAGAUUGUGUGUGCUACGCCACAGUGGGCGUGAUUGACCCUGUUACCUCAGCUUUGCACGUUGUCAUUGGAGACUCUCAGCCUUUGGAUGUGUGCUCAGUCCACCAUGGCCUUGGUCAGGUGCGAUACUCAGUGUCCCUGGUGGGCUACGGCUUCUAUGGUGACGUGCUAGCCGAGAGCGAAAACCACCGCUGGAUGGGACCAUUCAGAUACGACUACUCAGGUGCAGUGGUGUUCCUGAGUAACCGAAGCUACAGGGGCACAGUCCAGUAUCUGCCGGCAGACCCGCUGCUGUCCAGCCCGAGAGAUAAAACCCGCUGCUUGUCUGGGUGUGGCGUAUGCGCAAAAAGCACCGAGAGACUUUUCACGAACACUUCAGAUUCAGGCUCCCAGUACAGCUCCUACUCUGGUCCAUUCAACAAAGACUCACGAGGUGAGUGGGUGAGUGUGGACGGCAGGUUCAAGUGUGUGUCCCUCACAUGUAUGUCCAGCUCGUGCGCCAAAAGUCCUCUGGGUCUCUCUCCCUCUGCCCACCUGGCUGAUGGAACUGGAGAUCUCAUCCUAGUGCGCGACACUAACCCUUUGGGCUUUCUCAAGUACCUCUACAGGCACACAACCACUCAGGACCAGUUUGACCUACCGUUUGUAGAGGUCCAUCGCGUGAAGGCGGUGCGUUUCUCCCUGGCGGACGGAGGCGAAGAAGCAGAGGACAAUGCAGGUCUGAGUGGUGCGAUGGAUGGAGAAGAUGGAGGAUAUAUCAAAAAUGGAAAGAGAAGUGGAUCUCAGCAGCACCUGGCAGGGAGAGCUAAGGGACAAACGAUGACAAGUGAGGACAAAACAGUGACCCCCUUCAUGUGCGGUCUUUGCUGCAGCAAAGCCCCCGCUGUGUCGGUCUGGAACUGCGAUGGAGAAAUCCUGCCUUUCCCUGAGAUUUUCUGCAAGAUUCACGGCCAGUUGGUGUGUCUGUAUGCCAGGGGCAUCGAGGACGGGGCUUCGUUAAGAGACGGCACCGAGGAGAGGGUCGAGUGCAACAGAACGUGCACGCUACCCAGAUGAAGUCUGAAAAGUGAUAAAUAACUAUCAGUGUGGUGUUCAAGGGUUUGUUCAAGUUCCUACAACUGCAGCAAGUUCUGCAGCCUUUCAUUGCCAAAGAGUUCCUCAUAUUUCAGGCACUUUAAAUCCUAUUUUUCCAUGUAACGUUAGAAAAAUAAAUAUUUAUGUGUUUCUGUUGGUUAAAUAGCCUCCCUCUAUAUGUGUGUGUUUUGGAAACUGUUCUUUCUUAAAAAAUGUCAUUAAUAUAUCACUGUACACAUGUUUGCUGCUUUUAGUCUGUAACUAAUUUUGUCUGAUUUUAGAGCAUUAAGGCAAAUGUUUGAUGGAGGUUACACUACAAAACAUAUGAAAUAAAAAAUGCUUAUAUUUAUUAUUUAAUUUCUUUAUUAGUGUGAAUAAAAGCAGCAACAGAAUGAGAA